Rhagoletis zephyria (snowberry fruit fly) is the source of this 1945-nucleotide messenger RNA. RefSeq names its product chitin-binding protein vajk4 (gene Vajk4). NCBI's taxonomy places the organism in Eukaryota, Metazoa, Arthropoda, Insecta, Diptera, Tephritidae. The record is from RefSeq and is a predicted model, not a curated record.
UAUAAUCGGUGCACAAUUUUGGUCUUACCAAAGUGAAUAUAUUUGUAUGUUUGUCAUAUUUACAUGUGUAUGUACCUACUGCAUUGGCGCAAGCAGCGUACAAUAAGCGCAACUAUUGGUACAAUAGCGUCUGAGCGCGCGCUAGUUUUUCACGCGUAUAUAAAGUGAGCGUCCAUAGCUGAACAAGUCAGUCCCAACUUGGAUCUCGUUAUUGGCUAAACAAACUCUCAGUGUUAAUUUUCCUCUAUUGGACCGUUCAAACCGACAGCUCAACAAUGCGUUUGUUUGUACUCCCUUGUCUCGCCUUGUGCGUGGCAAUUGCCCAUUGUGCGCCAGCGUCCGAGAAAGCAGAAUCAUCUGCAGCGGAUAAUGCUGCAGCGGCAAGCGAGAACGAAGCAACCGAAGCGAAGGAUGAUAGUAAAACCGUCGAGAAGCGUGGUCUUCAUCUAGGCGAUUAUGGACAUCAUCAUCAUCAUGAACACAUUAAGACUAUUACGAUUGAGAAGAAAGUUCCUGUACCUUACACCGUUACCAAACACAUACCAUAUACUGUGGAAAAGAAAGUACCCUACGAGGUGAAGGUGCCUGUGCCCGAGCCAUACAUCGUGGAAAAGAAGGUACCCGUACAUGUGAAGGAAUACGUUAAAGUGCCCGUACAUGUGCCAAAACCAUAUAUUGUUGAAAAGAAGGUACCCUAUGAGGUGAAGGUACCAGUUGACAAGCCUUAUGAAGUGAAAGUACAUGUGCCACAACCCUACGAAGUCAUCAAGAAGAUACCCUAUGAGGUGAAAGUACCCGUGCCACAACCCUACGAAGUCAUCAAGAAAAUUCCUUAUGAAGUGAAAGUGGAAGUGCCCGUGCCAAAGCCUUAUGAGGUAAUCAAAAAGGUGCCGUAUGAAGUCAAGGUGCCCGUGGAGAAACCAUAUCCCGUCGAAGUGGAGAAACCAUAUCCAGUCGAAGUUGAAAAACCAUACCCAGUCGUUGUGGAAAAGAAGGUACCUUACGAAGUGAAAUAUCCAGUCGACAAACCCUACAAAGUCGAAGUUGAGAAACCUUAUCCAGUGCAUGUGAAGGUACCCGUGCCACAGCCUUACACUGUGGAAAAGAAGGUACCAUACACGGUUGAGAAGCCAGUACCAUACGAAGUGAAAGUGCCCAUUGAGAAACCAUAUCCCGUUUACUCGGAAGUGAAGGUGCCAGUGCACAAGGAAAUUCCCGUACCAGAAAAAUACCAUGUUGAAGUGCCAAUUUUCCACCACAAAGAAGAACACCAUGACUACCAUCAUCAUGACUAUCACCAUGACUAAAAUGUAAUGGAUAUAUUUCUUUAUAUAGCAAAGAUGACAAUUUUAAGACGGAGAAGGCUGAGUAGAUGUAAAAUGACAUAGUACGAGCAAAAUGGGUGAACACAGAACACAGUUGAAACCAAGGCAAACUAGUUAAAGACCACAGAAAAAAAUAGGAAUAAAUUGAAACGAAAUCAAAGCUGAUGAAAUUCGAGGAUUGCCACCACAGAUCGCGAAUACAAGUAGGAACAAAGGACGGAAAGGAUGAAGUAGUAGUAGGAAGGAAUAUAAAAAAAAAAAAUCAACUAAAACAAAUAACAUAACCACUCCGAUAGAUUCCAUCCGAAGGUAAACAAGAAAGUCCGCACGCAUUCAUGUUGAGCUGAACGGGAGUAACACCAAAACAACAACAACAACUUUAAAGAGGAUAUUAAUGAGUUAGAAAUUAGCACAAUAACGAGAACAAGGAGGACCGAUGGCCAGUUGGACGAGGAGAGGAGAGGACGAAGGACGAAAGUCGAGGAGGAGAGGAGGAGAGGAAGAAGUAGUCUAAUGGAAGGGGGGUUUAAUGGGGCAGCCAAGACUGUUGGAUGGACGCGAAGUGCGUUACCAACAAUUGUGGCUGUUUCGUUUUUUUUUCCAUUGUAUUAUAAGCCAAA